GCCGAUCCGGCGUCUCCGUGACAGGCACCCUGCUCCGCCGCCACCGCCACUGCCGCCGCCGCUGCCUUUCUUCCUCGUCCCGGGCCGUGCGCGCCGAGCUCGGGAUCGGGCUACCGGUCUAGUCCCGCUUCGGACCGUGCGCCCUUCGCUCGGCGUCCCGGUCCGGGGCUCCGCGUCGCUCGCUCCCGCCUGCCCGGCCGCCUGGCCGCCUCCCCGUAGUCAGAGCGCGGCCACCGAGCUGCUCGCGCCAGCCGCAUCCGCGUCGCCCCUGCCGCUCGGCCCUCCGGAGUCUCGGCUCCCGGUUCAUCCCCGCCACCUCCUGGCACCCAGGCUGCCCACCUCACGACCCGGGUCCUCGCCGCCGCCUCGCCCGGCCCCACUGUUCUCUGCACAGGGUCUCGCCAGCUCUUUCUCGUCGCCGCCACCGCCGCCCCCUUGGAGCAGCGGGUCCGCCGCUGGUCACCAUGCCCAGCAAAACCAAGUACAACCUUGUGGACGAUGGGCACGACCUACGGAUCCCUUUGCACAACGAGGACGCCUUCCAGCAUGGCAUCUCUUUUGAGGCCAAGUACGUGGGAAGCCUGGAUGUGCCCAGACCCAACAGCAGGGUUGAGAUCGUGGCUGCCAUGCGCAGAAUCCGGUAUGAGUUUAAAGCCAAGAACAUCAAGAAGAAGAAAGUAAGCAUCAUGGUCUCUGUGGACGGUGUCAAGGUGAUCCUGAAGAAGAAGAAAAAGCUUCUUUUAUUGCAGAAAAAGGAGUGGACCUGGGAUGAGAGCAAGAUGCUGGUGAUGCAGGACCCUAUCUACAGGAUCUUCUAUGUCUCUCAUGACUCCCAAGACUUGAAAAUCUUCAGCUAUAUCGCUCGAGAUGGUGCCAGCAAUAUCUUCAGAUGUAACGUCUUUAAAUCCAAGAAGAAGAGCCAGGCUAUGAGAAUCGUACGGACAGUAGGACAGGCCUUCGAAGUCUGCCACAAGCUGAGCCUGCAGCACACACAGCAGAAUGCAGAUGGCCAGGAAGAUGGGGAAAGUGAGAGGAACAGCGAUGGCUCAGGAGACCCAGGCCGCCAGCUCACGGGAGCUGAGAAGGUUUCUACAGCCACUGCAGAGGAGACCGACAUUGACGCUGUGGAGGUCCCACUCCCUGGGAAUGACAUUCUGGAAUUCAGCCGAGGUGUGACUGAUCUGGAUGCUGUAGGGAAGGACGGAGGCCCCCACAUAGACUCAGCGGUCUCACCCCAUCCUCAGGAGCCCAUGCUGACAGCCUCCCCUCGCAUGCUGCUCCCUUCCUCUUCCUCGAAGCCACCAGGCUUGGGCACGGGGACGCCCCUGUCCACUCACCACCAGAUGCAGCUCCUCCAGCAGCUCCUCCAGCAGCAGCAGCAGCAGACACAAGUGGCUGUGGCCCAGGUUCACUUGCUGAAGGAUCAGUUGGCUGCUGAGGCUGCGGCGCGGCUGGAGGCCCAGGCACGAGUGCACCAGCUCCUGCUGCAGAACAAAGACAUGCUCCAGCACAUCUCUCUGCUGGUCAAGCAGGUGCAGGAGCUGGAGCUGAAGCUGUCAGGACAGAACACCAUGGGCUCCCAGGACAGCUUGCUGGAGAUCACCUUCCGUUCAGGUGCCCUGCCUGUGCUCUGUGAAUCCACCACCCCUAAGCCAGAGGACCUACACUCACCACUGCUGGGCGCUGGCUUGGCUGACUUUGCCCACCCAGUGGGCAGCCCUUUAGUUGACCACAGCAUGUUUGAGAAUUUGAACACAACCCUCACUCCAAAGCUCCAGGCCAGCCAUUCCUUUCCCCACCUGUCCAGACCUGGGGCCCAAGGCUCCAUCGCCCCUGGCUCUGGAGAGCCAGGAGGACCAGGACUGAGGGUGGGCAGCAGCCAACACCUAAGGAAUCUGGGCAAAGCUGUGGGGGCCAAGGUCAAUGACCUCCUGCGGAGAAAGGAGUCCUCAAGCCUGGGCAGUGUGGGCGUGAUGGAGAUUAAUAAGACGGCUGGAGCCCAGCUGCCUGGUGGGGAAGACACAGCCUGUGGACCCUGGCUGGAGGAUGAAAGGUCAGUCCAAGAAGCCUUCCCUCUGCUGGAUCCUCCACCUCCCAUAACCCGGAAGCGAACCCCUCGGGCCCUGAAGACCACCCAGGACAUGUUGAUUUCAUCGCAGCCCGUCCUAAGCAAUCUAGAAUAUGGGACAGAAUUGUCACCGGGGCAGGCUCAGGACUCUCCACCCACUGCUCAGCCUGUCUCUGCAGACACUUCACGGCCGGAGUCUACCGUUGAAAUGGGAGAGAAGGGUGAGGCUCUGCCCAAUGGUGAGGUGUCCCUGUUGGUACCUGACCUAAUACACAAGAACACCCAGGAGGAAGCCAAGCUAAAGGCACCGGAGGGCAGGAAAUCCUCCUCCCCUGGCCCCAUUGAGAGAAAUGGCCUCAAACUCAGCUUGAGCCCCAUCAGCCUGGCUGAGUCCUGGGAGAACGGCAGUCCACCUCCCCAGGCACGGACUUCCAGCCUUGACAAUGAAGGCCUUCACCCGGACCUACUGUCCUUUGAGUAGAAUCUCUUGUCUUCCCUGCUGAACAUCCUCUCGGCUUUGCCAUCCACCACACGAAGGUCCAUUGCCCAGUGGUUGCUGUGCCCUCAUCUUCCUCGUCAGAAGGCACAGCAGAGCCCACUCUCACCCAGAGGUGGUGUGGGACCAGAUGGCCACACGUGUAGUCCCAGUAAAGGAGCCUGCAGAACGGCAAAGGGUCUCAGCGGCAUUUCAUCCUGCUCCUCCGCAAACUCCUGUGCUGGCAGCUGCCGGCAGCUUUGGCUGCUGGAACACAUCCUCCACAGGGCUUGUCCCAGCUUCCUUCCUCUUGAUUCACAGGGCCACCAGGCCAGGAGGAUGGAUCUAGCAAGAAUUUUCUUUACCUCUCUGCUCAGACUCACAUGUUGUCUAUCCUUUGUCCUCCCUACCACCACCAAUCCCUGAUUCUGUCCCUUUCUUCCAUACUGGUCCAGGGCCUCCCUGCCUUGAAGAAAAUAUAGCUAAGGGAGAAUGGAAGGUUUUGACUUGAUGAUGGGACCUAAUCUGAAAAGCUAGACCUUGACUACAAUCCUAGCCACCAUCUGUCCUCUGCUUCUGGCCCGGCAUCAGAGGAGGUGCUUCUGGGGCUUGAGGCCUUGAGAGCUUCCUCAAAGGUUGAACCUUGUCACUGAGGGUUCCUAGGGUUUUCUCAUCCGGUUAGGUGUGCCCCUACCUAUCUGGAUAGGCACUUGGGAACGAUGGUAUGGGCAGCCUUGCUAUGUGUGUGUGAAGACAGGAGUAGGCAGGCCCCUGCAGAAGCAGCAGAGAGUCUUCUGAUGUUCAGAGAGGAGAGCGGGGAGCAUGGAAUGGUCCUGCGAGAGCAGAGAUCACAGGGAAGAGAACGGUGAGGACUGAGAAGGGCACUGCUGAGAGUCAGCAGCUUUUCAAGCCACUCCGCACCGAGAAAGAGGCAGUGCCUGAGUCUGGGAACAGUAUGUGUGAGAGCCGGGGUGGAGCAUGUGAGAGACUGGAGUGUGGUGAGGACGGUGGAAGCAAAGCCAUUGUCUUUAGUCAAAGUGCUUCUUUGUGCUUGUGCUGACGUUGCCUGAAUUCCCACAGCACCAGAGAUACCUCAAGCCUCUGCCUUCUAUUCAGGUCAUGGCAAUCCUCCUCUGCUUCUGCGUGGAUCUGUGUAAGGACCCGACAGGACUUAUCAACCAUUCACUGGUUCCUGCCUUCCAGGUUAACUUGCUUUGUAUCCCUCUCUUCCUUUAGGGGCCCUAUCAUGCUGUCUUCCCUGUGGCCAGGAGACUCUGUAGUGAUCCCAGCCACAAGGGCCUUGGUAGCCAGAAGAGGAAUCCCUAUUCUUGAACAAGGAGGCCAGAGGCCAACAAGGAGGCUGGGGAUGGUGCAUCCAGCCAGGGCAGGCCAUGCAGCAGUCCUCUUGCCUUCCCUUUUCUGCUUGCUUGGCUUCCCAUCUGUGACACUGGGGCACAUGGGUCUCACUUCCCAGUUCAGCAUCACCGAUGUGUGGCCCUCCUCCCAACCAGCAGACAUCUAAGCUGACUCCUGCAGCCAGAUGCUAAGGAUGCAGGUCUCCUUCUCAUACACCUGCGUAAGCAGCUGCAUGGCUUUAGCCACCUCUGCCCUCUGACCCUUUUCUCUCGCCCCAUCUUCCAUUGCCACAGAAAGUAAGGUUUGAUCCCAUGCUCCCUGCAAACUCCUGUCUCUUCCUCCCAGAUGAGAAUCCAUGCAGCCAGGCAUCUGAAGGCUCUGUUGGAGUAUACAAGACUGUUAGUACAUAUGCGGCACCUGUGCCUUGCCCUAAGAACAUCCCAGGGAUGUGACAUUUGAUCCUGACGUCAAAGAAGUUCUUAGGACUAGCAUUUGAGGACCUAUGGAUUUUCCCACAGUGAUGUGGGAUCUUACCCAAAUCAGAGAGUUCAGGCUCUAGGGUGGAAAGUCGAAGCAUUCACCGGAGAGCGAGUCCAUUGUAAUCUGAGCUCUCCAUAUCAAAAUCUUGGUUUGCUCCUCUGAUAGGAAGCUCACAGAUAUCUGCUCCCUGGGACAUCUCCUCCCCAGAGACUAGGUACUAUGGUUGCCUAAGACCGAGAACAUGAGGCUUGGCUUGCUUAAGCACCCAGGAUACUGCUAGAGCCCUGGCCCUCAGGCUCAGACUUGGCCAAGAGAUCCCACCAUUGUCCCAAGAGCCCUAAAGAGGGUCUUCUGUGUACUUCAGACUUAAUGCUGGGAGGUUGGAUUAGGUGCCUUGCAUGCCUGCAUCAACCGUAAGGUCAUGGCCAUCUCCCUCCUACAGGUAUGGUGCUGCCACCUCAGGAGUCCCUCAGAGACAGAGUCUUGUCUUUGAUGUUGCAAAUUCUGCCUGGUGCUAAGGAUCUAAGUGUUUCCCAGCAGCAACAAAUCCUCCUGAGUGAGGACUUCCACUCACAUCAGCUCUUCCAGCUAAUGACCGCAUCAGGUUCGCUAGCCAUCUCAGCAUUGUAGACUUCAGCACGGCAGCCUUCACAACGAAUCCAGAUCCUCUGGGGGGUUCGGCCUUUGGGUAGUUUGAUCUGCACGGCUCAGGAGCUGGGUAACGGGGAGGAAUGGAGGGUCUAACUUCAGUGUCUGUUUAAAGAAGCUGGUGUCUUGAUGCCCUUUUUUCUCCACUUCUUUCCAGCCCUGUUGUAUAACCCUAUUCAGCCCAUAGCUUUAUCUUGAUAGAUGACAAAGUCAGCUUCCAGGAACAUGGAAAGACGGUGUCCCCUCCCUAGUCCCAGCCCACACUUCUCUCUAGAAAUGUAUCUGUGAAUGUUCUGGGAGAUAUGAAGACAUGUGUUUUAAUCACUCAUCUUUUAAAGAACAAGUUUGGCCCCUGUUGGAAAGAACAGGAUUAUAGUUCUAUUCUGAGUACU
Molecule: messenger RNA, 5419 nt
Organism: Mus pahari (shrew mouse)
Lineage: Eukaryota; Metazoa; Chordata; Mammalia; Rodentia; Muridae
Gene: C5H1orf226
Product: chromosome 5 C1orf226 homolog
Exons: 12
Coding region: 465-2549 (694 amino acids)
Molecular function (GO): nitric-oxide synthase binding
Source: RefSeq, a predicted model, not a curated record